GAAGAGUAUUUUGAUUCGUACCCGGUUGUAAAAAUUAUUCGUGCCAAAGAACGUCUCGGAUUAAUCCGUGCACGAAUGAUUGGGGCCAAAAGGGCUUCCUCAGAUAUUAUUACCUUCUUGGAUGCGCAUGUAGAGUGUACGGAAGGUUGGCUUGAGCCCCUACUCGAGGUGGUUGUCCGUAACUCGACGCAUAUAGCUCUUCCAACGAUUGAUCGCAUCAACGAGCGGGACAUGAGUCUGCAAACAAACAUCUCGCUACUAAUUGCAGGUGCCUUCGAAUGGGAUCUUAAUUUCGGGUGGUGUGAAAGGAAACAACUUUACCGGAAGUACGCUCAUCCAUUUGAACCAUUCGAUACACCUGCCAUGGCGGGAGGACUGUUCACCAUCAAUAGAACGUUCUUCGAGCGAAUGGGUUGGUACGAUGAGGAGUACAUCAUAUACGGCAUGGAGAACAUCGAGCUGUCGAUUAAGAGUUGGAUAUGUGGAGGAAAACUAAUAACUGUGCCUUGCUCCAGAGUAGGACAUGUACAAAAGCACGCCCAUCCUUAUCUGUUCGAUGUGAAGAUGGACUUGGCAUUUCAUAACUCGGCCCGUUUGGCCGAGGUGUGGAUGGAUGAGUAUAAGCAGGUCGUGUUUGACGUGAACGGAUUGCCACGUUAUUCCGAAGCGCUGUUCGGAUCGGUUGCGAGACGGAAGCGCAUAAGGAAACGUGCCAAAUGUAAACCAUUCCGCUAUUACCUGAAGCAUGCGUUCCCGGAGCUUCACAAUCCUUCGAUCAAUGGCCAGUUUCGUGGAGAAGUACGAAAUGUAGCCUUGGGUGUUUGGUCUUGUCUCACGGUGGAUAAAACGGGCACCAUUCCAUACAUGGCGACUUGCAAUGGACUCGAAACGACACAGUACUGGAGCCAUAGCUACUAUCAGGACAUCAAUUCUUACAAAGCAUGUCUCGAUUUUAAUGGAACCACCCUUACCACUACGAUUUGCCACCGACAUCGGGGCAAUCAAAGUUGGAUGUAUUUGAUUGAAACGAAACAAAUUUGGAGCAUGGCAUAUAACAGAUGCUUAUCGCUAAGCCAAAAUGCUAAUUCCACGUUAACAUUGGAAACAUGUGACGGCUCAAUAAAGCAGCAAAAAUGGUUGGUUAAUCUUGUGACGUACAGUUUCGUAGAGUGACUGACUUUGAA
Molecule: messenger RNA, 1184 nt
Organism: Anopheles funestus (African malaria mosquito)
Lineage: Eukaryota; Metazoa; Arthropoda; Insecta; Diptera; Culicidae
Product: putative polypeptide N-acetylgalactosaminyltransferase 9
Exons: 2
Coding region: 76-1173 (365 amino acids)
Cellular component (GO): Golgi apparatus
Source: RefSeq, a predicted model, not a curated record